ACCCGGUAUUGCACCGCAAUUCCCCUAGUAUCAUCUCCCCGUCUAAAAGAUACGACACCAGCUCUCUCAGAAAGUCUCCAUGUCUCAACAGGUGACUCCGGGCCGCACAAAAUCAUCUCGGCAUUUCGUUGCUGGACUGGGUUCCGGCGUUGCAUCGGCGGUGCUGCUGCAACCGCUUGACCUACUCAAGACUCGUGUUCAACAAUCUGGCCACCGGUCACUGACGUCGUAUCUCAGGGAGGUUGCCGCUGCCCCCAACAAGAUCCAGACGCUCUGGCGCGGCACAAUCCCGUCAGCCCUUAGGACCGGCUUCGGUUCGGCCCUCUACUUCACAUCCCUCAACUCCAUCCGCCAACAUGUGGCCCAGUCGCGCUUAUUGAGCCAAGCCGCCGGCAACAGGGCAGCACACUCGUCCUCACUACCGACGCUAACCCCAUCGGCUAACCUGGUCGCUGGCGCCGUCGCCAGGACGUUUGCCGGCUUUGUCCUCAUGCCGUUGACCGUCAUCAAGGUUCGAUAUGAAUCCAAUUUGUAUUCCUACAAAUCCCUGCUCGGCGCAUCUUCCGACAUCUACAGGACGAAUGGCCCGCGAGGCUUCUUUGCUGGCUUCGGUGCUACCGCCGUCCGUGAUGCACCGUACGCGGGCAUGUAUGUAUUGUUCUACGAGCUGCUCAAGAAGCAGCUCAGCAGUCUGUCUACUCGAAAAGACGGCCAAAACUCGAAUCGCCCCGUCGCCAUUACAACAUCACAUGCAACGCUUGUCAAUUUCAGCUCUGCCGUCAUGGCGGGUGGAGCGUGCUCCGUUAUCUCAAAUCCUUUUGAUGCUAUCAAAACUAGGAUUCAACUGCAGCCGGCUGUUUACAGGAACAUGUACCAGGCUUGCCACAAGAUGAUUUUGGAAGAAGGCGUUCGGUCACUUAUGGAUGGUGUCGCGCUCCGCAUGAGCAGAAAAGCAAUGAGUUCAGCCUUGGCCUGGACUGUGUACGAAGAACUGAUGAGAAGAGCUGAACGUACUUGGUCCUCAAACUUGACGACGACAACGACAGCGGAGCCGUAGCGAUUACGCACUCCAACAUACAAUCCCACCUUGUUCCACUGAAAGAAGCCCAACGUCCCGCAAAGACGACUUGUACUAGUAGCUAAUGGUAUAUAUCCCUUCGGAAAAACAAAUAACCUGAGCAGCCCUGUUGGAGUGUUGUGGGCAUCUACGAUAUCUUGUGUGUGGCCUCCCCU
Molecule: messenger RNA, 1233 nt
Organism: Colletotrichum acutatum
Lineage: Eukaryota; Fungi; Ascomycota; Sordariomycetes; Glomerellales; Glomerellaceae
Product: mitochondrial carrier domain-containing protein
Exons: 2
Coding region: 80-1057 (325 amino acids)
Biological process (GO): glycine import into mitochondrion
Cellular component (GO): mitochondrial inner membrane; mitochondrion
Molecular function (GO): glycine transmembrane transporter activity
Source: RefSeq, a predicted model, not a curated record